AUGCGGGGAUUACGGCGCCGAGAGGCGGUGGUCAUGGACGCAAGCCAGAAGAAGAGUAUGGCCUUCUCUCUGAGUAAGUAAAUUAUUAUAGUGUGGCACUUCGUCUCUUCCAAACUUUCUUGUUCGGGAAAUUCGUUUAAAGUGCGGCUUUGUUGCGUAACUAGUAUUAUGUAAUCUACCCAAAGUACUCAGACAAAGUAUUUAAAAGUGUGCAGAUUGGACAAAGAGGGCCGUCGAAUAUAAUAAUUUUGGCCACCUUACCAAAAUGUACGAAAUCGAAAAUCCAGUCCUGUUUUCUUCAGAAGAGAAUGACGCGGAAGCCCUGAUUAUUGGACCGUACUUGCAGAAGAAAGUGGGCCCGGCCGAGGUAAGCACUCUUUACACGAGUAUCCUUUUAUGGGGUUUGCGAAGUUCCUGUUUAAGAACCAAUUUUAGCUCCAAAAUACGACACGUUUCAACGCCGCGGAGAUAAAGACUUUAUAUCGGGCAUUUAAGGCCACCGCACCGAGUACUGUUAUUCAUCGGGACCUUCUUCGGAGCAUAUUCAGAGAGUUCUUCAGACGGGGAGAUGUUGAGCAUUACGCGGAUCUUGUUUUCAAUGCCAUCAAUGUUUCUCAUACCGGUUCUAUCACCUUCUCGGUAGGUACGGCUUAAAAUAUUAGUCAUACGAAUUUAAGGAGUACUUAAAGUGCCUUUCGGUUUUAUGCAGAGGAUCGAUGGAAGAAAAGAUUGAAUGGAUUUAUAACAUCUAUGAUCCGUUGGGGAAAGGCUACGUAAGCUGUGAGCGAGUUCAACAUGUGAUGACCUCGGUUGCCGAUCUUCUGGGAACCCACAAAAGAAAGCCGAGUCGUCCUGAAAUUGAUGUCAAGUGUGCACAAGAAGUCUUUCAGAGAUUUAAUCCCAAUUCUGAUGGAGUUAUAACGAAAAAAGAUUUCCUUGAAAAAUGCCUAAACGAUCCUUCGAUAUGCGAAUCCAUAGAUGUCUUUAAAUCAAUCCUUUUCAAGUAA
Molecule: messenger RNA, 1007 nt
Organism: Bursaphelenchus xylophilus (pine wood nematode)
Lineage: Eukaryota; Metazoa; Nematoda; Chromadorea; Rhabditida; Aphelenchoididae
Source: the annotation of a GenBank genome assembly